Eurypyga helias (sunbittern) is the source of this 1766-nucleotide messenger RNA. RefSeq names its product metalloprotease TIKI2-like. Gene Ontology annotation, cellular component: organelle membrane. The coding region runs from base 1 to 957 and encodes 318 amino acids. The transcript has 6 exons. Lineage: Eukaryota; Metazoa; Chordata; Aves; Eurypygiformes; Eurypygidae. The record is from RefSeq and is a predicted model, not a curated record. Gene Ontology annotation, biological process: negative regulation of Wnt signaling pathway. Gene Ontology annotation, molecular function: metalloendopeptidase activity; Wnt-protein binding.
AUGACCGCCGUGCACCGGGCCGUGCCCGUGUGCCUCCGCCGUGCUAAGCCGGUGCUGUUUGCUCUAAACCAAACCCUCCUCCAACACGAAAGCCUCCGAGCAGGUAGUUUGCAGGCCCCGUACACCACUGAAGAUCUCAUCAAGCAUUAUAACUGUGGAGACCUGAAUGCUGUCAUAUUCAACCAUGACACUUCUCAGGUCCCCAACUUCAUCAACACCACGCUCCCACCCCACGAGCAGGUGACGGCUCAGGAGAUAGACAGCUACUUCAGGCAGGAGCUCAUCUACAAGAGGAACGAGAGGAUGGGGAAGAGAGUGAUGGCGCUUUUAAGGGAGAACACAGACAAGAGCUUCUUCUUUGCCUUUGGAGCAGGUCACUUCCUGGGUAACAACACUGUGAUUGAUGUUCUGAGACAAGCAGGAUUUGAAGUGGAGCACACCCCUCCUGGACAACCAAUUGGAAAUUCAAGGACAACAAAGACUAGCCCAACCUUAGAACGGUCCUCAGCAACAGCCCUGCCUGCUGUCCCGCUUUCCGAGCAGGUCCCACUGACAUCUCCUUCCCUGAAGCCUCUGCAGAUGGACGAAGAAGACAGCCUGUCUCCUCACCUCCUGUUGCCAGACAGCAUCAGCCAGUUGGAAGAGUUUGGCAGGCAGAAGAAAUGGCACAAGAAGCAGCACAAACACCAUCGCCAGAGGCAGUUCAAUGACCUCUGGGUUCGGAUAGAAGACAGCACCACCACGUUGCCUUCCUAUAUCAGGAUUACCAAUGGCUACAUCACAGUCAAACCUCCCAUUUGGAUUUCUAACCGGCUGGAUCAGAGACCGCAUUCAGAUCACCCAUCCCAGCCUCAGCCUACAAGCUCAGCUUCAGCCAGCCUUUUAUGGCCAUCAGUAACUUCUCCUCUCUGCGUGGCCAUAGCCUCUUUUCUCCUGAAUCUACUGCAGCCUUCCUGACCACAUUAGUAUUACGUGCAAUCCCUUGGAAAAGAGAAGAGAGAUAAUUUAUGAACGAAUCGGAGGAUAAGACAACAACAGUUACAAGCUGGACCUUCUCAGUGAAUCAGUAGUGCCUUCUAGCUGAUUUUGUCUCUUUGCCCAGAUACAUUUUGAAACUCUAAAGCUUUAUUGUAACACUGACUUACAUCUUCUUUUUGUAGAAGGAUCUUUAUUUCCCAUAGUGCUAUGGGGUUUUGUAAAAUAUACAUGUUCAUAUAAAGAAAAAAAAGAAAAAGAAAAAAUGUAUUUAUUCGACUGGUAAACUUAUUUUUCUUGUUGUAUAUGUUAAUAACAUCCCUAUUAAUCAGUAGCGAUGGUGAAACAGAUAAAUUAAUAUUUUCUAUAUUUGUUUUCUAACUGACAACUCUGCAAAUGUCUGAACUGACACCAAAUGAAUGCCUUCUUUGUUUCUUUAACCAUUACUUUUUACAACAACUGUCCAACAAGUGCAUUUCCGCUGAGCUUCUGUGUUUUACUUUUUUCAUUUCAUUACCAUAGCUUGCACUGAAUAAAGCAGAUCCUGCUCUCUGUGGGCUAUGCCCAUUAGAAAAAUAGGCGCAUUCUUAACUCGUUAGCUGCUACAACCUAAAAUCCCAGUUAUUUUUAUAAGAUUUAGGAAGUCAUUAGUCAAGAUAACCCUCUAAGUUCCCCUGUUGUCUUUAACUAAACUAUUUAACUUCUUUGGAAAUUGCCAAUUUCCCUCUUUGUCCUGGGAUUAAUUCAUUAGCUAACAGCUUUUUCUUAAUAAAAAAAUUGCUUUUAAAGUC